Oppiella nova is the source of this 879-nucleotide messenger RNA. Lineage: Eukaryota; Metazoa; Arthropoda; Arachnida; Sarcoptiformes; Oppiidae. The record is from the annotation of a GenBank genome assembly.
AUGCGAGACAACAACACAUGCAGUGACGCCCUCUACGGACAAUUGUCGUCACGGUUUGAGUGCCAAACAACGGAUCCCAUCGAUGGUUGUGCGCUGAAGAGCACCACAACACACACCACGCCAUCACUAAUGGAGAGCAACGGAGCGCUCGAAGCGAACGCCUCGUCGUCGCUGUUGUUCGCGGCGGCCGUCGGAGGCGGCGGACAACCAAACGGCGUCUCCUUUCAGGACUUCUUCGACGACCGGAGUAUCGAUAGUUUGGAUCAACUAGUCUUCGACGGCAGUCACAUGAGCGCCGCCGCCAGUCAUGAGUUCACGAGUGGCUACGAGUUGGCGGCCAAUGAGCGCCACCGCGACGGCCGCACCGAUAGUACGCCACUCGAUGGCCGUCUGACGGGUGAUAACGGCAGCGACGACGAGGAGGAGGCGACGGAUGAGCGCAACGACGGCAACGAGUCGUCCAUCGGGUGUGACGUCCCCUUCGAGUACGUCAUUCAUGAGCACCAAAAUGACAGGUAUUUCGGUGGACACCGAUCAGUGACACCACUCGUCGUCUUCGACACCAAUCAAACGAGUGCUUUGAUGGCCACCAAUGAGUCGGCCGUUGAUUGCCAUCAAUGGACCGCACGUUUGAUCUACAUCCACCACACCAUCAGCCAGGACUCGAUCGCACUGCACAUAAACCCGGGCACCGGUCCUAUGCCUCGUCACCCGUCGCACGUGACGCUCACCAUCGAGACGCGAGACGAGGCUUCGGGUCUCAAAGAGAUCAAACGGUUCCGGUGUACGUACGAGGGGUGCGCGCGUACGUACAGCACCGCCGGCAACCUCAAGACCCACCAGAAGACCCACACCGGGGAGUAUACGUUCGUCUGCUCG